AUGUUCUGCCAAAAGGAUACUGACCUUGCUUCUCCAACUUCGGAGGAGAUGGCCAUCAUUCAAGACGGUCUGACUGACGCAUUUGAGGAUCUUGUGUCUCACGACGUCGAGAACCGGUCUUGGGACGUGGAAAGCGAUCUAAGUGCUUCAUACGAUUGUUUUUACCAUUGCCACCAACGCAUUCGAGACCUGGUAGACCUCAAUGGGCAGAAGCAGACAGGCUAUUCAAUCAAGGUCUUGUCACGAACAAGGGCUUCAGCAAAGUUAUUCCGACCAGGUGAAGUAAUUAUUCGAAAUCUGGAUGGAGUUCCCCACGCAUACAUGGUUGAGGAGGUAGAAUGGCGAUACGACGAUCAGAUUACACACAGCAGCUGGACACUGGAGUUUGACGGGAGAUUUCGUCGUCAGCAUAUUCGGAUAGUCGUUGACGGGAUCGGCGAGGAUGACGACGCGGUUGCUGUGAAAAGCAUGGAAGCUUUGCCGCUACGUUUGGACAAAGACGGCCUGCACGACCACCUGGAGAAAGAGGCACCGAGGGAGUCCCAAAUUCUUGGUAGACGUGGAUCACAUCGAACCUUGCAUCCAGAUAGGUAUCUUGAGUACAGGGUCGAUGGGCACGAGGACGUCGACAUGUUAAAGAAAGAACCUUCAACUGGUGCAUUUCGACUGCUUAUGCCCGCAAAGAUUCCAGGUUUCGCUUUCCAUGACAAGAAGUGGCGGAGUCUGCAAGUCGACUUCAUCCGGCCGGUACGAUGCAAUGAAAACGCUUUCAACCACCUCGUGCUUAAGGCAAAUAAAAAGGAGUUGAAUCAAGCUCUAGUCACCGUCCCCCUGGAAAACAAUCAAGCAACAGGCGUUAUUGAGGGCAAAGGGGUGGGACUCAUAAUGUUACUUCAUGGGCCUCCUGGUACCGGCAAAACUCUCACUGCAGAGACUGUCGCUGAACUGGCGAACAAACCGCUGUAUCGAUUUACUUACGUGAACAUUGGGGCUGAGGCUGAAGGCGUCGAGAAAUACCGCGAGUCGGCCCUCUAUCUAUGA
Messenger RNA from Cladophialophora bantiana CBS 173.52, 1041 nucleotides. RefSeq lists its product as uncharacterized. The transcript has 4 exons. NCBI's taxonomy places the organism in Eukaryota, Fungi, Ascomycota, Eurotiomycetes, Chaetothyriales, Herpotrichiellaceae. The record is from RefSeq and is a predicted model, not a curated record. Bases 1 to 1041 code for a protein of 346 amino acids. Gene Ontology annotation, molecular function: ATP binding; ATP hydrolysis activity.